Molecule: messenger RNA, 3402 nt
Organism: Tetrahymena thermophila SB210
Lineage: Eukaryota; Ciliophora; Oligohymenophorea; Hymenostomatida; Tetrahymenidae
Exons: 4
Source: RefSeq, a predicted model, not a curated record
AUGGAUAAACUUAAAGAGUUUAUUGAUGAGAGAUUAGACUCUUUGGCUUGCUUUAACAUCAAAAUUGAGUAGUAUAAAAAAAUGGUUCUAUAAACUGACAUAAAUAAUGUUAACAGAAUUCCUACACCAUCUUCGAUUAACAUAGAUGCUUAGAAUGCAGAGCUAUCCAAUAUUCUUAUAAAAGAAAUUGUGAAUUUAAAAAAGCAAGAAAAAAGAAGAAUUGAAAUGGAAAACUCUCUCAUGCAAUAAAUUAAUUAGGAUAAUUUAGAAUUUUGCUCAGAUAUUCACUUCUUUUUUAGCCAGAGCAUGGAUAUUAUGCUAAGAAUAGAUAGCUCUUUUCAAUAUUAUGAUUAAUUUAAUGGCAGUUUUGAAGAUGUAGCCAAAGCUUACAAGCAUUUUUUCAAAAAAUAGUAAGACUUAAAGAAAUACAACGAAACAGAUAUAAUCCAUCAGUAAAAUUUAUAAGAAAAAAUUCCUGCAUUCCUUAUACUAUUUAAAUGGCUUAUAGAUUUAUCACGUUAGAAAUUUGAAAGGUGUAUUUUUCAAAGAAGUCAAGAACUUGUUCAAGAAGUAAAGACUAACUAGAAAAACAGACUAAGUAUAAUAGCUGAAACUUAAAAGAAUUGCAUCGAAUCAUAGUAAUUAAAUGGAUUAAGAAUUAAUUAUUAAUCAGUUAGGUAAUCUACCUAAGACAAAUAAUCUACAUAGCCAAAUUUAUAGUUUUAGAAUGUAAGAUAUUAAGAUAGCACAUAGCAAUCUAGAAAAAAUAAAUUUAGACUAUCAACAGAUGGGAGAAUAUAAACUGAAGGCUUUUUUCCAGCAAGCAAUAAGUUAAAUAGUUGCAAUUUAAGCAGCGAAGAAUUUAUCAAUUAUUUACAUGUGAUAAAUAAAAUGACUAUUAAAGCUCCUUAAAAUUAACAGCCUAAUCAAAGCUUAAAUAAAAGUAAUUUGGCAAAAGAAAUUUACUUUUAAAGCAACGAACAUCAAAAUACAUACAUAAAAUCCUCUAAUCCUAAAUAAGCUAUUAUUGUUCCUCAAAUGGCACAAUUCAUGAUUUCUAAUAAUGUUUAGCAAAAUUAAAAUAAAAAUAAAUUUUUAAAUAUUAAUGUUAAUAUUAUCAACAGCAGCUAAUAAAAUGAAAAUAAUACUCAAAAUAACUCAGAAUAAUAAAUAAUUUAGAAAUAAAACAUUUAAGAUACUGCUAAUUUAUAAAACUAAAACUACCCUAAAGCUAAUUCGUAAUCAUCAACUUCAUCUUCGUCUUAAUAAAGUAAUUCAACUACAAAGUAAGAUUUUAAUAUCAUCACAACAUCAAACUAAGAUAUAGAAGAAAAUAAAUUAAACAAAAUAACAAAUGAAGAUAUCGUAAAAGCACAUUUUAAUACUGAAAUUUAAUAAUUAUUAUCAGGGAAAAAAAAUAUGAGCAGUUAGUAGCAUAUCAAAUAAUUUAUCAAGCAUAGAAAAGGUUCUUCUCUAUAAAUAACAAACAGCUUAAAUUUGUCACAGAAUGGAAAUCAAGUGAGUUGUGAUAACUAAAAUAUAAACUUACCAAAGAAAUAUGAUGCAAAUUACUAAAAAAUAAUUUUUGAAAAUUAAGGAAAUUGUCAAAACAAGAAAUAUGGUAAAAUUAUUCCUGCAACUCAUUAUCCGGAUUAUAGAAAUAUUUUAGAAUUAGAUAAUUCUUAGAAUGUCCUCAGUUAUUAUAUGAGAAAGAAUUAUGAUAGCAGUGUUAAUGAAGUUAGUGAAAAUGGUAAAAACCUAAUGAUAAGCUCACUUUUAACAAAAAAUUAGAUUAUUAAAUCAACAAUUGAUAAAUAUUUUACUAUUUAUUUUGCUAAAUUUCCUGAAAUGACUACCAAAACUGUGAACUCUAAUUGUAUUAACUCUACUUAAAAUAGUGAAUCUAAAGAAAGAAAAAGUUUAUAAUCUCAAAAUUAAAGGAAAAGGAGAAAUAGUGGAUUAAUGAUACUAAGUUAGACAACACCAAUCCAAUAAUUAAUCCUUUCUAAAACUAGUUAAUAAAAUUAACAGAAUAACUUAGUGGAGGUGUCCUAAGGAAAUUAGUGUGUAGCAGUGUUUCAAAAUGCAAAUUGCAUCAACAAAUUUAAUUAAACUUAAGAUAAAUUUUGGGAUCAAAACUAACAAUCAUGCUCAAAUAAAACUAACUUAAAUCAUCUAAAUAAGACUUUUGACAUUCACUAAGAUUAGUAAAUUUAAUUAAAUUAGCUAAUUAGUAUUGAAGAUAAAGUAAAUAAUUACAACGAAAGUUAAAUAUAGAGCAACAAAAAGAAAUAUUCAAUUUAACCAUGCUAUAGAGAUGAAAGAAUUCACACUUAAGGCUAAGAAUAAGAUAUUUAAGUUAAACCAAAAGGCUGCUAAAUAAAUUUAGAAAAAUUAAUUAGAAUCACAAACCACAAUAAUUAGUAUAAUAUUCCCAAAAGACCUCAAACAAGCAUGUCAAAUUUUGAAGAAAGUGUGGUAAAAUAGCAAAAUUAAAAAAAAAGCACUAACCCUAAUCAAUCACAAGACUUUAAAAAUUAACAAUAAAUUAAGAAUGUAUAAAUUGAUAACAUUAUUAUUAAUUAGAGAGCUCCUUAAAUUAAUUGUUAGAACAAUGGAGUAAACCAAAAUAUAAAUUCACCUUAGCCUCGCCAAAUUCUAAAUAGUUUAAAACUUUCGACUGAUUUAUCUGGAAAGAAGAUGAAAUAAAGCUAAUAUCAACGUAUGCAAAAAAAAUAAUAACAAAUUUAUUUCGAAUAAUUAUCAUCUACAAAGACUCAAGGCUUUAUAAAAAAUACUCCAUCAAAUUAAGCAAAUUCUUUAAGUGUAAAUUCUAGAUCUAUUUUAUAUAAUUACAAGCAGCAAUACCUACCAUAAUAGUUCUCAAAUUAAAAAUGUGCAUAAGUUUAAUCUAACUAAAAUACCAAACAAAAAAUUAACACUGAGGCAAGCGAUUUUUAAAGCCUUGAGAGAGACCCUAUAGCAUAUUUUCCUAAUAAAAACCAUAGAAGAAGAGCUAACUCCUAGCUUAAUAAUGAAAAUUUAUUUUCAGCAAGCAAACAAGAUACGAUUAACAUAUCAAUAACUAACAUGAAUUUAAUUACUGAAUUUUCUAAUUAAGUAACAUCUAAAUCAGGAGCUAAACCACCUCAAUCUUCUCAAAAUAAUAAAAAUGUAUCUUACAGCAAGUAAUUAAUGUAAAUAUAAAAUCUAUAACAAAAUAGCAUAAACAUAAUUCCUCCGUUUACAAACCUUGAAAUUUUAAAUAAAUUUGAAACAGCUUAAAAUCAAUAAAAGGAUAUCAUAAAUCCAUAAUAAAGCUUUAACAACAGCAGCAACAACAACAAUAAUAAUAAUAUAAAUAACUUUAAUAAAAUUAUAUAAAAAAUGGUUUUUAGGUGA